Messenger RNA from Silurus meridionalis, 5485 nucleotides. It is a transcript of the gene stard13b, whose product is annotated as StAR-related lipid transfer (START) domain containing 13b. The record is from RefSeq and is a predicted model, not a curated record. Gene Ontology annotation, biological process: regulation of Rho protein signal transduction; actin cytoskeleton organization; signal transduction. Gene Ontology annotation, molecular function: lipid binding; protein binding; GTPase activator activity. NCBI's taxonomy places the organism in Eukaryota, Metazoa, Chordata, Actinopteri, Siluriformes, Siluridae.
AGUCCCUCCCACACAGAGGAACACACUCAUACUCAUACACACCACACACACACAGAACGCGGGGAGAUACACUGGUGUGUGUUCACCUGAAUGCUUCACCUCCUUCACUAUGACCCUUACUGGAUUAUCAGACAGGGACUGAACAGCAGGCAAACCUUCAUUAACGCUUUCACAUUUUGAGGGCCAACCUCGUCCAGAUGUUUAAACAUGCUAAACACACCAGGACUUUGCUCCCGACUAAGAUUAUAUUGGAUAUACCUUGUGACUAGUGUUGGACUAUAGAACGAGUCAUGGAGGCUUUGUCCAUGGUCACGCAGGAGGGACAACCAACCUCGUCAAUUACACCACCUUGCAAAAUGACCUUUUCAGUACCAAAGCUUGAAACGGACAAGAAUGGAGAUAUCCAUACGGCUUUGAGAAACACCUGCGUUAAUGAGGUGUCUCAGGAAAAUGAGAUCUGCAGCGAGGAAUGGUUCUGCCAAACCGAUGUAGCGUUGAAACGAUGUUGCUCGUUCAACCAAAAGGUUGGAAAUAUUUAUUCUCUAACAAAAGAACAAGUCUUUGUUUCACAAGAUAACAAUCUGAAAAUGAGAUCUACUCCAGAUUUUCCCAAGCCAACACCAGAAAACAUCAGCAAAACUGGAACUUCUGAAAUCGACAAGAGUCGUGAUAGAUGGGAAGUGGAAGGUCGAUCUGAAGAUAAUAUAAAUGGAUCCUACCAAAGCAGUUGUCCAUCACCAGAGGACGAUAACAAACUAUUUGCCUCAGAUGUUCACCUAGUAAAUAGUCAUUUUCAAGACACGGUAGCUCCAUCCAAAGAGCUUGCUGAUUCCAAGUUACACAACACUUCUCCCUGCCCUCCACUAGUUCCAUUCCCAGAGAGCUGCAGCACAUCUACAAAACCCCUUUCCAAAGGAGGUGCAGAACGUCGCCGAAUCAUCAAACACAAGCCAAGUUCUAUCACUUUUGCAGAUUACAACUGUACAUCAGGUCUCAAUCAAGGGAUUCAUGAGAGUUCUGACUGUGGCGAGUCCUCCUCUGAAGAGAAUGAGGAUGAUGAUGAUGAUGAUGAUGAUGUCUUUACAGAGAUGACUCAGAUCAAGGAGAUUUUCCUGGCAGCAGACACAGGAGAGCUGUACGACGGAAAGGAAUUGGUGCAGGAGGAAGUGAAGAUGGAGAACUAGACCCUGAUGUCAGGUUCAGUCCCUCCACUGGCUAUGAGGCUGAUAAGGAGAACAGCAGCAGGGAGGAAUCUCCUCUUGUCCUACUGUCUCCCUGGUCUGAAUCCAUGAACCAACUCAUGAAGAAACUGGACCAGCUCAAUCUGGACAUCGAGGAAGCCCUGAGCGCUAGUUCCUCCCCUUCAGACACACCCUGCACCACCCGGAGACAGCCAAUCAAUAAUAAAGAUUUUUACCAGAGCGUGACAGCGUGGGGAACGGAGGGAAACCAAACCCUGAACAAUAACAAGAUUGCUACAGGACCAAGCUGGAAGGAAUGCCAUGGUCAGGACAUCUUCUUACCUAACUCUUCCUCUGUGACCAGGGCACGUCCCAGAAAGACAGAGAUGUCCGCAAAGAGAAGGCACUGUGGAGCAGAGAUCGAAGCAAAGGAAGCUUGUGAGUGGCUCCGAGCUGCCGGUUUCCCGCAGUACGUGCAGCUUUUUGAAGAUUCACAGUUCCCUAUCGACAUCACGCCUGUGAAGAAAGAUCACGACUUCCUGGAUAAAGACCUCGUAGAGCCUUUAUGCAGGCGACUCAACACGUUAAACAAGUGUGCCUCGAUGAAACUGGAUGUGAAUCUUCCCAAAAAGAAGAGUGAAGACUCGGACUCAGAUGACCUGUUUGCUAUUAGCGACAAAUGGACUUUUGAAUGGAGCAGCCGUCGCUGGUCCCGUCUCCUUGAUGAGGCGGGACCCAGGGAGCCAGGGGAGGAGUCAGUCCUCCGGGCCACACCCAGCAGUGAGAGCGUUCUGACAGACCUGAGCGAGCCCGACGUCUCGUCCUUGCACAGUGAAAGUAGCAGUGGAAGCGCAGGACUUCGAGCUCACAGUGCGGAUGACUCAGAUAGCUCGCGCCGUGCCUGCUCCGACUCAAGCGCAAUGCCCAAGUUAGGGAUAGCCCAUCAUUCCUCGGAGCAUCCUUGCUUCUCCUCACUUCCUGUCAAGCAUGGCAAGAUGGGUCGGAGUCGGGCUAAGGACUUCCUGCGGCGCAUGGAGACUCUGAGGUCGCGUGAACCAGAGGAAAAUGGACAUAGGACUUUGGUGAUCAGUGCUCCCAUUCUACAGCAAGAACCUCGAACCUUGAAGGCUCUUGAGUGUGUGGAGAUUAAUGGCCAUGGUGUGUUGAGUUCACAUUCGAGCAGUGAAGGUAGCAGCAGCCAAUCCGGUGAUAGUACUGUCAGUACUCCAAGCCUGAAGGAACGUAAAGUCCACCGUGCUGAGCACAAGCGCAGUGGCAUGUAUCUGGAUGACCUGGACGUUUUCUCCACCAUCGUUCAGGGUAAACGCAAUGAAUUCCGCUCUUACGAAGACCUAGUAGUGCACAUCCCAAAAGACCACAAGCCUGGAACUUUCCCAAAAGCUCUUUCCAUUGAGAGUCUCUCACCCACAGCAGCACCUCUCAGCAGGGUUCCUGAAACCCAACGUCCACCCAUCGUAAAAGAGCACAGGCCCGUUACACAGUGCUGCUCACGUGGCAGCAGGGUCAGCAUCUACGACAAUGUGCCCGGCUCACAUCUCUACGCCAGCACCGGGGACCUGAUCGAUUUGGAAAAAGAGGACUUGUUUCCACAUUUGGAUGAUAUCCUGCAGCAUGUGAAUGGUCUGCAACAGAUUGUGGCUCACUGGUCCAAGAACGUUCUGCCUACAGGAGAGAGUGUGGAAAAAGGCAAGGUGGAGCAGGAUGGGAAAGGCCAGGGGAACGUACAGUCCUCUAGUCAAAUCACGCUGGAUUUAGAGGGACACUCAGUGUUGGAAGGCCAGGUUACACCCAGUGAUGGGGACAGAGAUGGUGUUUCACUCAAUGAAACUGAAUCUACAGGAAUUCGAGAGAGGAGAGACUCUGGGGUCGGGGCAUCACUCACCAGGCCAAACCGUUUGCGAUGGCCAAGUUUCCAGAUCUCCAACCGCCUCAGCCAUUCAGUGGCUUCACUACAGAUCACCAACCAAUCAGCAGGACAGCUCAGCCUGUUGCAGAAGUUCUCUCUACUGCGCCUCACAGCCAUCAUGGAGAAGUACUCACUGUCUAACAAGCAUGGCUGGACCUGGUCAGUUCCAAAGUUCAUGAAACGGAUGAAGGUUCCUGAUUAUAAGGAUAAGAACGUGUUUGGUGUUCCUCUCAUAGUGCACGUCCAGCGUUUCGGGCAGCCUCUACCUCUGGGCCUCCAGCAGGCUCUCCGCUACCUCAGGAGCCAGUGUCUUGACCAGGUGGGUCUCUUCCGCAAGUCCGGGGUGAAAUCUCGCAUCCAGGCUCUCAGGCAAAUGAACGAAAGCUCUCCGGAGGACGUGAAUUACGAAGACCAGUCCGCCUACGAUGUGGCCGACAUGGUCAAGCAGUUCUUCAGAGAUCUUCCCGAGCCACUCCUCACCAGCAAACUGGGAGAAACCUUCCUCCAUAUUUACCAGUAUGUGCCUAAGGACCAGCGGUUACAGGCGAUCCAGGCUGCCAUAAUGCUGAUGUCCGAUGAGAACCGAGAGGUCCUCCAAACCUUGCUGUGCUUUCUAAGCGAUGUCACUUCCUCUGUACAGGAGAAUCAGAUGACACCCAUGAAUAUCGCUGUGUGCUUAGCGCCCUCACUUUUCCACCUCAAUAUCCUGAAGAAGGAAAACCUCUCUCCAAGAACCAUGCAGAAGAAAUACGCCACUGGAAGACCUGACCAAAAGGACCUAAAUGAGAACCUGGCUGCCACUCAGGGCUUGGCACAUAUGAUCACAGAAUGUAACCGGCUAUUUGAGAUUCCUCAUGAGAUGGUCACGCAGUCGCGGAACUCGUAUAUAGAGGCUGACCUGCAGGCCCCGACGCUGGAGGACCUGUGUAAGCAGGAGCAGCACGAAGAAGGGGAGGAGGACGAAGGCUCAUGGCCUGUGCACUUAGAUUCCCGACUUCAGGUCCUGCGCAAGGAAGCGCGGGACAAAGCCAAAGGCUGGGUGUCGUGCCAAAGCUCCGAUAACACAGAGCUCGCAUACAAGAAGGUUGGUGAUGGAAACCCUUUGAGGCGCUGGCGUGUCUCAGUGGAAGUUGAAGCUCCUCCGUCGGUGGUCCUAAAUCGAGUACUGCGAGAGCGCCACCUGUGGGAUGUAGAUCUGCUGCAGUGGAGAGUAUGUGAAGUGCUGGACAAACAGACGGAGGUCUUCCGAUACGUCCUGAACCGCAUGCCCCCUCACCCGAGCAGGGACUUUGUAGUGCUCAGGUCAUGGAGGACAGAUUUACCUCGGGGCGUGCUCCUAGUAUCCGUCUCCAUCGAGCAUGACGAGAGUCCUCUCGCAGGUGGCGUGAGGGGAGUCGUGCUCGAGUCUGGAUACCUGCUGGAGCCCUGCGGCUCGGGCAAGUCGCGGCUCACACACAUCUGCAGAGUAGACCUCAAAGGCAGAACUCCAGAAUGGUACAACAAAGCAUUCGGACACCUGUGUGCCGCCGAAGCCGCCCGGAUCCGCAACUCCUUCCAGCCCAUACAUGCAGACGGACCAGAAACAAAAAUCUGAGUCUCGUGACGCCUUUCUGCAUGUAUUCAAAUCUCUGCGAGCGACAUCCGAGGCCCCUCGAUGGGCAUCCAAGCCCCUCCAAGGACACUCAAUGCUGUGACUUAAAGUAUAUCAAAACAAAUCAGUGUCCGGCUUGUGUACAUUAGCGUUCUUGUUGUUUGUUUGUUUGUAAUAUUGUAUUAUUUGUAAUUAUCAUUAUUUCUAUUUUAAUUAAUUCUAUUGGUACAUAUUUGCUGUGCACAUAAUCUUAUACAAUGUAUACAACAUCUAAGCUCUUAAAUGCUUCUGGGAAGCAUGUACGUCUUUUUUUUUUAUUCAAAGCUAUAAUUGGUCACACAUGCUGCACAAUCACAUGUGUGUUCUUGUAUUCUGUGUUAGUGUAUAUAUGUGUGUGUGUGUGUGUGUGUGUGUCUCGUUCACAUGAAUACAGACACGUGACCUGUACAGAGCGUAUUUUAUCAAAAGGCUCAUGUAGUCCAAGCAUUUGACCGUUCAAUCUCGCGAUAUCUCCAUUUGCACUGAUAUCUGCGUGAUUUAUAUGGUACAAAAUGUUACUCAGAUGUAAGCUGGUUUUACUUUUGCCUUUUCCCUUUGUCUGAGAAAAUUGGGUGUUAUUUUAUUGUAUUUUAUUUUAACUUUGUGGAAAAAAUGAAAUGAAAAAAAAAAAACAAAAGGAUGACUUGGGUUUGAUUUUUCUCAGACCUGCUCUUGUAGUACUGGAUUACGUAGAGGACAAGUCAGAGACGAUGUCUUUUUAAUAAACUAUAUCUAAAUUAAUUCUAA